Molecule: messenger RNA, 969 nt
Organism: Leptopilina boulardi
Lineage: Eukaryota; Metazoa; Arthropoda; Insecta; Hymenoptera; Figitidae
Exons: 1
Coding region: 1-969 (322 amino acids)
Source: RefSeq, a predicted model, not a curated record
AUGGAAGAACUCCAGGAAAAGGUUCGCCUUUUGACAGAACAACUCCAAGUAGCAAAUGAUGCUAAUGCAGCUUUCGUUGCCAAUGCAGUUCAAAAUGAAAAUGCAGUUCAACAAAAUCUAGGAGAUGUAAACAAUCAACAAGUAAAUGCGGACGUUCAUGUUGACGCGGUUUACAAUCGCCGAAUUAGAGUCCCUAAAUUUUACCAGAAUAAUCCUGUCAUUUGGUUUAAUGUUGUCGAGGCUGUUUUCCGAAAUAACAAUAUUCGUUCCGAAAAGUCUCGGGCUGACACUGUGAUUGCUGAACUCGAUGCGGAUGUUGCAUUAUCUAUCGCCGAUUUGUUAGCAUUAGAAACCGUUCCUGCUGAUAUUUACCAACGCAUUAAGAGUAGGCUUAUUUCAACUUACUCAGCUUCUUCUGAAGCACAACUUAGGAAGUUGCUUAAGGGCGAAGUAUUAAACUCUGGUAAACCAUCGCAUAUGUUGUCUCGUUUACGCAAUUUAAGCGGGGGCAAGUGUUCCGACGAUAUUCUCAAGACAAUUUUUCUCGAUCAAUUGCCAUCUCAAUAUCGGGCAAUUUUAGCAUCUUUACCAUUCGAUUCCCUAGAUAACUUGGCUUUGUCAGCUGACAAAAUAGCCGAUGCAACCGACUCUUUGAGCAAUCAUGUAGCUUCAAUUGAUCCAACACCUACCGAUACUAAAGGUUUCGAAGCGAAAUUGGAUCAGAUUACCGCGGAAAUCGCAUCGAUAAAGUCGAAAUUUGAAAAUUCGGAAAAUAAUAAUCAUCGCUAUUCGCAGCGUUCAAGGUCAAGAUCUCGUCGCAACAAUUCUCGUAGCCAUUCUCGAGGUAAUUCGUUUAAUCGAGAGAAAUCAGGUCUAUGCUGGUACCAUAAAAAAUUUAAAAAGUCGGCGAAGGCAUGCGUUGAACCUUGUAGUUGGGUAAACAAAGUCGAAAAAAAAUCGGAAAACUAA